Molecule: messenger RNA, 2833 nt
Organism: Plectropomus leopardus (leopard coralgrouper)
Lineage: Eukaryota; Metazoa; Chordata; Actinopteri; Perciformes; Serranidae
Gene: adam9b
Product: ADAM metallopeptidase domain 9b
Biological process (GO): proteolysis
Cellular component (GO): plasma membrane
Molecular function (GO): metalloendopeptidase activity
Source: RefSeq, a predicted model, not a curated record
GGAAGCAAAGGAACAAGCCUUGUAUUCAUUAAUAGCCGGGCUUAAUAUUACCGUGACUCUAAUGUGGAAAUAAUCUUUAAAAAAGGAUCAUGGUUUGGAAAUACAUCUUAUUCGCCGUUUUAUUCGCGUGUUACGUUUGUGGGAUUGACAACAAAGACAUUUCCAAUGGACAUACAUUUAAACUCUCCAAGUACUCCAUUGUAAAUCCUCAGCGGAUUCACAGAUGGACACGGAGCAUCAACAGUCCACCAAAAGAGAAAGAUGGAGAUGAGACGAUAUCAUAUGCACUUUACAUAAACAACAGAACGCACAUCCUUCAUCUAAGAAAGAACAGAGAAUUUUUACACCCAAACUUUGUUCAGUAUUCAUAUGGCGCCAACGGUAACCACGUGACGUCAUAUCCAAAACUGCACGUGCACUGCUAUUACCACGGAGAGGUGGAGGGAUAUGAGGAUUCACUAGUCGCUCUCAGCACAUGCUCCGGCCUCAGGGGUGUGAUCUUUUUUGGAAAUGAGACGUUUGGGCUUGAGCCUGUGCCACAGUCUUCCACCAACGAGCACCUUCUGUACCUCCUGAAGGACACUCAGUCGGAGCCCGUCACGUGUGGGGUCGUCAAUGAGGCUUCGUCAACGCAAAGCCACGAACCCUUUGAGCCUGGCAAAUCGCUGACGUCACUGCUGCGGAGAAAGCGCAAUUUACCUCAAACCAGUUAUGUGGAGCUGGCACUUGUGGUGGAUCAUCUCAGGUUUAAUCAUAACAAACAAAAUGAGACUGCGGUACGAGAGGAAAUGGUGGACCUGGCAAAUCUACUGGAUGGGUAUUACAAGCAGCUGAAUAUCCGUGUGGUGCUGGUGGGCCUGAUUGUUUUUAAGGAUGAGAAUCCCUUCAGCGUGGAGGGCGGUGCAGGAGAGGUGCUGGGAAGGUUUGUCAAGUGGAGGAAGAAUACUCUGAUUCCAAAGUUAAGGAAUGACCUGGCUCAACUCAUUGUUGGCCGUUCCAAGCCAUAUGAUGGAGGUGUACUGGGAAUGGCCUUCGUGGGCACGGUCUGCUCCCAAGCGACCGCAGGAGGAAUCAAUGUGUACAGCGACGACAACCUGCGUGCUCUCUCCUCUGUGGUGGCCCAUGAGAUGGGCCACAAUCUGGGCAUGAAUCACGACGAUACCCGCUGCACCUGCGAUGGAAAAAGUUGCAUCAUGGCAGCCUCUGCGGGUGGUUCUACCACUUUUAGCCGCUGCAGUGGACAAGACUUUGAGACGAUGGUCAUUCGCGGGGGAGGCAUGUGUCUGAAAAACCAGCCGUCCCCGUCAGAUGUGGUUGGAAUCGCUGAAUGUGGCAAUGGCCGGCUGGACAAAGGAGAGCAGUGUGACUGUGGCAAACCAGAGGAAUGUGACAAUAACUGCUGUGAUGCUGCCACCUGCAGAUUUACACGUGGGGCUGCCUGUGCUCAGGGGGACUGCUGCGAAAACUGUCAGCUCAAAGUUUCUGGAGCACCGUGCAGAAAGUCUGUCAACACCUGUGAUCUUUCUGAAUACUGUGAUGGAAAGAAUGCUUUCUGCCCAGAGGACUUCUACGUCAUGGACGGCCUGCCCUGUAAAGACAGACAAGUUUCUGCGUACUGUUAUGAAGGCCGAUGCCAGACAUAUGAUUACCAGUGCAGACAUCUGUUUGCACCAGAUCCAGCAAGAAAGGCAGCGGAUAUUUGUUUUGAGAAUGCAAAUACAAGGGGAAACGAAUUUGGAAACUGUGGAGCACAGGGCAAAGGCUAUAUCAAAUGCACUGUAGCAAAUUCCAUGUGUGGAAAGUUGCAGUGUGUUGACGUUGACCUCAACAACCCCCCUACUGGUGCCCAAGUCAGUGUUGAAGAAGUUCAAGGGUCAAAGUGUAUCAAUGCACAUUUCAACCUUGGUUCAGAUGUACAGGAUCCCGGCUACGUGAAUGCGGGCAGCCCUUGUGAGAAAGGAAAGGUCUGCUUGGACUUUCAGUGUGUGAACGCCUCUUUUCUGCUGCCCAACUUGGACUGUGAUGCACAGAACACCUGCAGCAACCGAGGGGUAUGUAAUGACCAAGGGCAUUGCCACUGUAAAGACGGCUGGGCACCACCCAGAUGUGACAAGGCAGGGCGAGGUGGCAGCAUAGACAGCGGUCCUGCUCAGAUAGAUUACUCCCUAAGGAACGGCCUGUUGAUCUUCUUCCUGUUGGUGGUUCCAGUUCUGGUCCUUCUCAUUCUGGUACUGCUCUUUGUCUUCAGGAGAGACUCACUGGACCCGUGCCUGAAAGGAGCCAGCCGCCUCAAGCCACGUAAUGCUCGAAAUGGAAAUACAAAUGGACAGCCGAGCAGCAAUGUUCAGACAAGUGCCGCAACCCAGCCUCCAGCACAGCCUCCCUCACAUGGGUCUGGAUAUCCACCAGCAACCUCAGUUCCAGUUGCCGGUUUCAGGUAUGGAGAACUGGAUUAUUGGAAUUCAGAGGAAAAAGCUGCUCCAGCACAACCAGCAGCUCCUCAGCAGGGCCCUGGAGUCCCCAAACCAAUCCCACCUAAGCAGCUACCCAGCUGAUUCUCUUUUUAUACAAAGUGUUUUCAUUUGUAUCGUGAAUGAAUGGAGAUUACUACAGCUCAAUACAGUAUAAAGGGACAAUUCUAAAACACUGUGAUAACAAUAGAGUCAUUGAACUUGUUGCCAGCACCUUUUUUGAGGUGGACUGUAGUAACCUGGUGGUGGUGGAUGAGGCUGGUGUAAAUAUUGGAAUAUGUGUGUUUUAUUAGAUUCCUGUCAUACUCAUUGUACAUUCAUGCACAUAUGAUUUUUUAAAAAUAUAUGGAUUUUUUUGUAUU